This is a messenger RNA of Grammomys surdaster, 1521 nucleotides long. RefSeq names its product cell division cycle associated 8 (gene Cdca8). The record is from RefSeq and is a predicted model, not a curated record. Gene Ontology annotation, cellular component: spindle midzone; chromosome, centromeric region; chromosome passenger complex. Gene Ontology annotation, biological process: mitotic sister chromatid segregation. Lineage: Eukaryota; Metazoa; Chordata; Mammalia; Rodentia; Muridae. The transcript is spliced from 11 exons. The coding region runs from base 119 to 973 and encodes 284 amino acids.
GGUUACCCGAGGAGCUGCCCGUCCCUUAGUUGGAGCUGUGAGGUUUCCGCGUCUGUGUUUUGGGGCCCUCAGUCGCUGACCCGGCAGCUCGACCCCUCGCUCAACACACCCGGCCGCCAUGCCGUCCAAGAAACGCAGCAGCCGCGGGACCAAAACCAACACGCAGCGGAGCCGGAAGCUCGCCUCCUUCCUGAAGGACUUCGACCGCGAGGUGCAAGUUCGAAUCAAGCAAAUUGAAUCCGACAGACAGACCCUCCUCAAAGAGGUAGAAAAUCUCUACAACAUCGAGGUCCUUCGGCUCCCCAAGGCUCUGCAAGUCAUGAACUGGCUUGACUACUUCGCCCUAGGAGGAAACAAGCAGGCCCUGGAAGAGGCAGCAACAGCUGAUCAAGACAUCACAGAAAUAAACAAUUUAACAGCUGAAGCUAUUCAGACACCUUUGAAGUCUGUUAAAAAGCGAAAGGUAAUCGAGGUGGAUGAAGCAAUAAAGGAAGAAGAAGAUGAAGAAGAAGGAGGAAGAAGAAGAAGAAAGAGCCAUAAGAAUCUUCGAUCUGCAAGAGUCAAAAGAUGCCUUCCGUCUAAGAGAGCCCAGUCCAUUCGAGGAAGAAGCCGAAGCAAAAGGUUAAGCCAUGACUUUGUAACGCCAGCUAUGAGCAGGCUGGAGCCAUCCCUGGUGAAACCAACCCCAGGCAUGACACCUCGGUUUGAUUCCCGGGUCUUCAAGACUCCAGGGCUACGCACUCCAGCAGCCAAAGAGCAGGUUUACAACAUCUCCAUCAACGGCAGCCCUCUCGCAGACAGCAAAGAGAUCUCCCUGAGUGUGCCCAUAGGUGGCGGUGCGAGCUUGCGGUUAUUGGCCAGUGACUUGCAGAGGGUUGAUAUUGCUCAGCUGAAUCCAGAGGCCUUGGGAAACAUUAAGAAACUCUCGAGCCGCCUUGCCCAGAUCUGCAGCAGCAUACGGACGGGCCGAUGAGAAGACAGCAGGGCACACGGGUGGCAGCAGGGACUGCUGUAGCAGAACUCGCACAUCUGUCCUUCACUCCUUCUGUGGGGUGCUUCACCUGCCAACAUCUGCAAUGGUGCUUUGUUUCUGACAGCUGUGGGGUCUUGCUGUGCUGUACACUUCUAUUUAGUGGGAAUUUAGAUGGGGAACACAGGGUUAGUCAGGGUCUUUAUGUGCCUGGUGCGGAGUGACUGAGAACUGUCUAUGGUUCGAGGUCCCACAAGGCUGUACACUGCUUAGAACAUUGUCCUAGAGGGCAAGUGUAACCUUCGCCCCAGGCAGGGCCCAGGUAGGCUAUGCAGUCAGCAUUGGGUCUGCGCUCCUUGCAGGUCUAGGUGCAUGGCUCUCCCUGUUAUGUUCUGUUGUUAUUUCUGUCCUCUGUGGGCAGUUGUGUUCCAAGUUGGUUUUCUUUUGCUGAGGCUUUUAUACACAUCAUUCUGAGUAGUUACCAUCUCAGCUGAUUUGUUCUACUGAAAGCUUGCUGUUUUCAAUAAAUCUUCAUUUGCUGUAGUUUUUAA